This is a messenger RNA of Acanthoscelides obtectus, 2280 nucleotides long. The record is from the annotation of a GenBank genome assembly. Lineage: Eukaryota; Metazoa; Arthropoda; Insecta; Coleoptera; Chrysomelidae.
GGUUAAGGUGCUGUCCUGUCAUUUUCUGUUGAGGUCGUCCCACGUAUGUUUUGUGUCGUCCCAUUUUCACCUUUUUUGUGGUAUUUAAAAUUUUUGAUGGGUUCUAUUUUUGUCCGAGAUGGAAAAUAAACUAAGGAGAUACGAAAAAAUCGAAUUCUUAGGGGAGGGUCAAUUUGCCACAGUGUACAAAGCCAGAGAUGUGGAAACAGAUACCUUCGUAGCUGUUAAAAAAAUAAAAAUAGGUACCAGACAGGAAGCCGACGAUGGAAUUAAUAGAACCGCACUCAGGGAAAUUAAAUUAUUGCAAGAACUACACCACAAAAACCUGAUCGGACUGCUAGAUGUUUUUGGGCAUAUGUCCAAUGUUUCACUUGUUUUUGAUUUCAUGGACACUGAUCUUGAAGUAAUUAUCAAAGACAACACUAUCAUCCUUACAACAGGGAACAUCAAAGCUUAUAUUUUACAGACAUUACAAGGACUGGAGUAUCUGCAUUUGAACUGGAUAUUACAUAGGGAUCUUAAGCCAAAUAAUUUGCUCGUUAAUGCUGCUGGUGUAUUAAAGAUAGGUGAUUUUGGCUUAGCCAAGCUAUAUGGUUCUCCAAAUAGAAUAAAUACCCAUCAAGUUGUAACUAGAUGGUAUAGAGCACCUGAACUACUGUAUGGAGCCAAGCAGUAUGGGACAUGUAUUGACAUGUGGGCAGUUGGUUGCAUCUUAGCAGAGCUUUUAUUAAGGGUUCCAUUAUUCCCAGGAGAAUCAGAUCUAGAUCAACUUACAAAGAUCUUCUCAGUAUUUGGUAAUCCCACAGAAGAAACUUGGCCUGGAGUGAAACAACUCUCUGACUAUAUAGAGUUCAAGCCUCUACCUUGUAUACCACUGAAAAAUAUAUUUACUGCUGCAGGAAAUGACCUGUUGGAUCUGAUAGAAAGUAUGUUAGUCUUGAAUCCCAUAAAAAGGAGGGAGGCCUCAGAAUGCUUGCAGUUGCCUUUCUUUAGUAAUAAGCCAGCCCCUACCUUGGGAUCUAAACUGCCUCUGCCUAAGAAUGUGAGAACCAUCAGAGAUAUUGAGAAGCCAUCAUUGAAAAGAAAAAUAUUGGAUGCUGCUGAAGGGGGGACUCUUUCGAAGAGAUUGUUAUUUUAAGAUGUAUUAUUGUGAAUUUGUGAUCAAAGUUCUAGUUGCCUAGAUUGUUGAUGUAUAUGGGGAUGAUGUAUCAGUUAUAUAAAUUGGACAAUACUUUGUACAAAAUCAUUACAGUUAGAUUUAAAAGCAUUUAAAUUACCGGUUCUUGAAUGAAUUUUAUGAACUGAUGACAAUUUGCGUGGGAAGUUCAGAGUCAACCUACUUGGCGCUAUUCUUUCCUCGUUGACAGGUUCUUCACUCUCAGUAGUGAUUUUGCAUCCUGGGUACACAGCAUGAAACUUCUUCAAGUCUCCUAUGAAAAUUGCAUCUUUUGAUUACUUGUAUAUAAUUGUAGCAGUCCAGAGAAACUUGUUUUCCCAGAAACUAGGAUCACAGGCCUUUGGACUUCUUUCGAAGUGACCCUAUUUUAAAUCGAUUAUCUUUACCUUGUAGUGGCUUAAUUCUCUCUAGUAAGUCUGAGAAAUACCCUGAAGUGUCAAAGUUCAUGUUCAUCACGAAAUUGGGAAGUCGGUAUCGCGUGAACGAUAAUUAGAAGCAAAUACCUACCCAAAGUAAUUGUUUUUGCUGUUUUUUAUAACCUUUGCCCACUUUAAUAGUUCCAAAAUUUGUUUCAUAGGUAUUUCACAGUCUAAAAGAUUGGGAGCUUCAUUCCAUGGUAAUUCUCUAGCUUAACUAGACCAGCCACCUUUGAGUGUAGAUGAAAGAAAUGAGUCUGGAAAUGAGCGCAAACAUAAAAGUUCUGAAAUAUUUUACUAUAUAAUAGGUUUUAAUUGAAUGUUUGUUUUCAAAGACUGUGUGAUGUGUAGCUAGAUUUCAUUACUUAAUAGGUUUUCGAAUUGAUGGAUAUUUUUAAUAAUUAAAUUUGUAUGUAUGACUUCACACAACCCUGCAUAAUGUCUAAUGCGCGACUCAGAGGGGAUCAAAUUCUACAUUAAAAGGAGAGCUGCUACGCGUGGAAAUGCGUAUUUUCGUUAAUUUUCACAUAUUUCCUCAAUUUGGCAACAUCGCGGUAUAUAUAUGAUCCCUUCCAUCCUGCUACUAUUCGUCAUUUAUUUGUCUGGGCGAUCCGUAGGACCUUUGCCCAUUAGUCACUGUCUGAUGUACGUUAGUCGAAUCUGUCAGUCCUGGUUGCCCAGAAACCA